Molecule: messenger RNA, 610 nt
Organism: Olea europaea var. sylvestris
Lineage: Eukaryota; Viridiplantae; Streptophyta; Magnoliopsida; Lamiales; Oleaceae
Exons: 3
Source: RefSeq, a predicted model, not a curated record
AUCUUUUUGACCCUUUAAUUAUACUCUCUUGUUUUUCUAUUAGGUUCAAAAGAUUGACAGGACGAAAUGAAGUGGCUGUCUCUGCUGGAGACUACAAGUUUUAUGCGCCAAGACACAAGUAUAGGCGUGUGGGGUCAAACUCCAUUUCCAAUGUUAACAGUUUGCCUAAUACUGAGCAGACUCCGACAAAACAACAUAUGCAGCCAAUCUCGCAUCAGGUCCAGUUUCAUCCUCUACAUCAGAGCCAUCAGAAUCAUAUUAGUCACAAUCCACAGGCAACACACUUUAUGCACAGCCAACAGUGUGUGCCUGAACUUUCUCAUAACCAGGACUCAUCAACCAUCCCCCAACACAUUGCCUGCUUACAACCUAUUGGUCAUGUUGGAGGACGUUUGCAUGUACUGGCAACAAGCCCAGCAAAAUUUUGUGAUGAAUGUGGAGCUCCUUAUUUAAGGGAGACCUCAAAGUUCUGCUCAGAAUGUGGCACAAAGAGAUUAGGAAUCUGACAUGAAUUUCAGAUAUUUCUCUUGUAACUUGUAAUUGGUAUGUUCUUUUUCUUUUUUCAUUUUGUUUGGCAAAUGAUUUAUUAAUAUAAAAUUGUUCAUAAGUC